GUCCCGGCGUCGCUGGGCCGUGCUGCUGCUCUUCUGCAGCUACUCCCUGUGCAACGCCUUCCAGUGGAUCCAGUACGGCAGCAUCAGCAACGUCUUCGUGCGCUUCUACGGCGUGAGCGCCUUCGCCAUCGACUGGCUUUCCAUGAGCUACAUGCUCAUCUACAUCCCCCUGCUCUUCCCUGUCGCCUGGCUGCUGGACAAGAGGGGCCUGCGCCUCAUCGCCCUGGCUGGCUCGGCCCUCAAUGCCAUAGGUGCCUGGGUGAAGCUGGGCAGCCUGAAGCCGCACCUCUUCCCCGUCACUGUCCUGGGACAGGUCAUCUGUGGCCUGGCCCAGGUCUUCAUCCUGGGCAUGCCCUCACGCAUCGCCUCGGUCUGGUUUGGCUCCCAGGAGGUCUCCACUGCCUGCUCCAUUGCUGUCUUUGGGAACCAGCUUGGCAUCGCUGCAGGCUUCCUGGUCCCUCCAGUUCUGAUCCCUAAUGUGGAGGAUGUGGAGAAGCUGGCUUACCACAUCAGCAUCAUGUUCUUCAUGACUGCAGGUGUGGCAUCAGCCCUGUUCAUCCUGGUCAUCAUAGUCUUCAAAGCGAAACCCCCGAGCCCUCCAAGCCGAGCUCAGGCCUUGAUCCAGUCAAGACCAGCUGUGGAGUAUUCCUACGUGCAAUCAAUCCUCCGCCUGCUCCGCAAUGCCAACUUUUUGCUGCUUAUGGUCACUUAUGGUCUGAAUGUAGGUUGUUUCUACGCCUUGUCCACUCUGCUGAACCGCGUGGUGAUCUAUCACUACCCAGGGGAGGAGGUGAAUGCUGGCAGGAUUGGACUCACCAUUAUACUGUCGGGGAUGGCUGGAGCUCUGAUCUCCGGCAUCUGGUUGGAUAAAACCAAAACCUACAAGCAAACAACGCUAGUUGUCUAUAUCAUGUCUCUGGUGGGAAUGAUAGUCUAUACCUUCACUCUGAGCCUGGGCCACCUCUGGGUGGUCUUUGUGACUGCUGGGUUGCUGGGGUUUUUCAUGACAGGAUACCUUCCCCUGGGCUUUGAGUUUGCUGCAGAGUUGACAUACCCAGAAUCAGAAGGAACAUCAUCAGGGCUUCUUAAUGUCUCAGCACAGAUUUUUGGUAUUGCCUUCACCAUUAGCCAAGGGCAAAUCAUAGAUCACUUUGGGACAAAGGCAGGAAACCUCUUGCUUUGUUCUGUCCUGUUCCUGGGGACUAUUCUGACAGCAUUCAUUAAGGCUGAUCUCCGAAGACAUCAGGCCAAUUUGGAAAAUGAACAGACAAGACUCCAAGGCAGCAAUCAGAUCAUGGAUUAUGGGACUGUAGCUUGUAAAUCUAACCCCAUCAAUUGCCACUCCUGCUCACUAGCUUAAACACACCAAGGUACUCAGCUGAGAGGAAAGACAAGACAGUUCCCAAGAACAGAGUGGAGAUCCCCCCAGACUCAUGUCAGACAGAGAUGUAGGGAUUCAGCUAGAUACAGCAAAGCAAAGCCUGGUGCUGGAGCAGAUUAAGAACUGAACUGUCAGUCAUUUGUUAGGGAGAGGAGGCACAGACGUUUGGAGCCACUUCUCUGUCAUUAUUUUUGCAGUCCAAAUUCUUGGCUGGAGGUGAAUUUAAAGAAUUGGUUUUGAUCACAGGCAGGGUGCAUGGCCAGCUUCAAGAAGGAAAUUUAAAAACGUGUAGUAAGAACAGAGUCAUUGGGUUGGUGCCUUGUGGUAUAAGAAUGCCUGAAAAUUGUAAAGCUCUGUGCUUGUUGAUCUGUGAAUCUCAGUGGUACUUUGUGUUUUCUCAGAUGUUGCUUGAGGUGGUAUGCUUUACUACUCAUUGUCCUCUGUGUCACACUGACAGGCUGGUCUGCUAGCUUAUCCAUGCUACUCUUUGCUUUUCAAGGUGUGACAGACUGUGUGUAUCAUUUAGUGCCACAGCCAACAGGACUAACAGGCAAAAGCAAAGCGAGUCCAUUGGGAAAACCAGGCUUAAACGUGCUAAGAUUAGGGCAUGUUCUACAGGGACCAUGAAGCUGCUGUACUUUGAUGGAAGCAUGAGGAAGAGUCCCAUGAGCAGGGAAAGUGUUGGUAAAUGGAGUUAUAUCCAGCUGGCAUCAGGUCACCAGUGCCCCAAGUCUCAGUAUUGGGGAUAGUCCUGUUUAGUCCCUUUGUUGAUGACCUGCAUGAAGGGAUCAAGUGCACCUUUAGUCAGUUUGCAGACCAAACACCAAGUUGGGCAGGAGUAUUGUUGGGGGAUUGGAAGGCUAUGCAGAGGGACCUGGAUAGGCUGUGAUAAUUUUGUGAGGUGUUCAACAAGGUGAAUGCUGGUUCCUGCAAUUGGGCCACAAGGUAGUGCUACAGGCUCGGAAAAGAGCAGCUGAAAAGUUGUCCAUUGGAAAAAGACCUGGGGGUGCGGGUCAGCAGCCACUGAACAAGAGCCAGUGUGUGCCCAGGUAGCCAAGAGGGCCAGUGGCAUCUUGGCUUAUGUCAGAAAUAGUGUGGCCAGCAGGACUGGGGGAAGGUUUGUCCACUUGUCCUUGGUGAGGCUGCACCUCAAUUCCUGUGUUCAGUUUUGGGCCUCUCACUACAAGAAGGACAUUGAAGUAUUGGGGCAUAUCCAGAGAAGGGCAAAGGAGCUGGUGAAGGGUCUGGAGCACAAGUCCUAUGAGGAGCACCUGAAGGAGCUGGGGUUGUUUAGCCUGGAGAAAAGGAGGCUCAAGAGCUUUUUGCUCUCUACAACAACCUGAAAGGAGGUCAUAGUGAGCUAGGGGUCAGCCUGUGACAGGACAAGGAAAAACAAACCUCAAGUUAUACCAUGGGAGAUUUACAUUGGGUAUUAGGAAAAUUUCUUCAUCAAAAAGGUUGUCAAGCAUUGGAACAGGCUGCUUAGGGAAAUGUUAAGAGUCACUAUCCCUGGAGAUAUUUAUAAGACAUGUGGACAUGGUUUGUAGGGACAUGGUUUAGUGGUGGACUUGGCAGUGCUGGGUAAAUGGUUGGACUCUGUGAUCUUAAGGAUCUUUUCCAGCCUAAACAAUUCUGUGGUUGUUGCAAGGAGAAGACUUAGAGUCAGUUGUGAGCUUCCAAAGCAUGCAGAGCCGUGGAGUUGUGCAGAUCUCACUUCCAUAGAAGCCCUGUACCACUGGCUGUGUAGCAGUUUGUCUUCUAUGGGUGCCCUCAUCUGCUGUGGUUAUUAUUAAACAAAUGUUGCAGUUAGUAGAUUAAAUGAGCCUAAUGGCAUUGUGUACACCUUGUCCUCUAUUAAUUAAGCUGUAAUGUGGUUCCAGUAAUCCUCGCCACUUUUGUCUGCCUCAGUUCCCAGAGCUCCAGCUGGGCUAGCUUUCUGUAUCUCAGGACACUCGGAUCAAAUGCCUGAUAAUGAGGCUCUUUGUGUGCUGCCUUUGUUGUAAAUGCAUCUGAACCCAUUCUAGUGUUGUGCCUUAAGAUUUCAUAGUAAUGUCAGUUGAUUCAGCACACACGUUACACUAAUGAAUAUGCUGUGUACUGCUUAUGCUCAUUUGCUUGUGAUUUGCAGCAUCCAUGCAAACCUUUUUGUAUUGUUUCUUUGCAUUAAGAAAAAAACAUCUUUCCAAUCUUCCAUAGUUUGUUUAGGACAAGUGUCCACCCUCAGUAGCUUACUGGAUUCCAUUGGAAGCUGCACCAUUCCUAGCCUCUAGUGAAAUACUGCCAAUAAAAAAAUGUUGGAAUUUUGUGUAGUAGGCACAAACGGUGUGUGCCCAUUCUCUGCUUCCCAAACUUCCCUGCUCCAUUUCUCUGUUUACUGUGUGGCAAGCAGCCUUCUCCUGUCCCAAAGCCAUAGGCAGGCCAUUCUGUGCCCUUUUCCAGUACUGUGACUCACAGCUGUGAGAGCAGCUUUCCUUUCCCAAGGUGGUGGAGCCCUGCAGACUGUCUGAUCUAAAUCUCUGCUCCUAUAGCUCCACAGCAGAUGACUGGUGCUAAGACCCCAGAGGUGCUUGGGGGAGCCUGUUCUGAGUUGCUUGAGUGCUUCCAUGGUCCAUUCUGGUGGAGUUUCUGAAGUCUAAAUGCAGAUUUCCCCUUAUUCCUACUUUCAUGCACCCCCCCCACCUCUUCUCCUUGUUGAAGUUCCCUCUUUGCACUUCCUGGCUUUUGCUUUCAGAUAUGUCUUUGAAGGUUUCCUUAUCUCACUCCUCUGCUUUAGGAUAUUGCUGCUAACUUCUGUAAAACCUUUUCACCUAUAAAUUGUGUAAGUGCCUAUUCAAAAGGAGAGUGUUUCAUAUCUCUUGCUUCCGUGCCUGGAUUUCUCUUGAACUGCACUGGGGAUGUGAACCUCUUUCCUAUGCACCUCUGGUUUCUGCCUCAGAUGUCAGUCUUGCUUUACAGUGAGUAAACUUAGAGCCCAGGCUGCGGGAGACUCCACAUUAACCCUUACAAGUCUGUGUGCUAUCUUCUGAAUUGGUGACAGCUGGACUGUCUCACUGUAAGCAGAAUUAGAACUUGAGAGGUAUCAGAAAUCCACUAGGGGAAGUAGUCUCAAGUUUAAUCCUAACACACCCCAGAAAGGCUCAGAAACUGAGCUUGUCAGACUCCACCCGGGAAAGCUGAACUGGAAUUACUACAGUUUGGCUGUUCUGUGAAGCUGAGGAUAGGGUGGUAAUUAGGCAGCAGUCCCCAUUUUUCUUGCUUUUUCUCUGGGAAAAACUCCCUCCAUCUUAAGAUUCCAAGAAAUCAGGCUAGUUCUUCUACAGGAUUUAUGGAGAAAAAAAACCCUUUUGUAUGCUUCUUAUUUCUUAAGUCUCUAAGAUAUGAGUAGUGAACUUUGAAGAAGGCACCGCUCUGUGGAAUUAUCUCAGCCAUGAAUCCAAGCUGGGGAAAGGGAAGAGCAGGACAGAGGGUGCCAGCACUUCAGUGGGCAGUGGGGGUGGGGAUGAAGACUUGGAAGAUGAGCAAGAUAAGCAAUGUGUCUGGGAAUUGAAGAAGCCUCAGACAUGCUGGAGUAAGAACACAGGGGAACUAGUGGUUGUGCUGAGCAUCCUGAGGAUGUAAAGAACACAAGUUCUCUCUGGUGUUUGCAUGGACACUGUGCUGCCUCAUGGCAUGAAGGAGUUCCCAGCACUUUCCCUUGCCCAGGGAACUGGCCCUGCAACUUCAUGCUUUGAAGCUGAGCUUGUGUCCCAGUGAAAUGUUGGUGAGCUGGCUGUGGGUCUGAUACCUCCAGUGGUAUCAACCCCACAGUGAAUUAGUAGUGGUCCGAGGGCUACAGCAAGUAGCUUAAACAGUGAGACAUAGCACUACUCUGCUGCCCCAGUGCCCCUUGCUUGGGCAGUCAAAGUGGCAAGAGAAGGAAGAGGGAACCAGCAGCACUCUCUGAGGAUGGUGAUUCUUCUUUGGCGAUUUCUGCAGUAGUAGGGAGCUAUGAACUACCCAGGCUGUGGUCAGCUGAUGUCUCUGAAGCCUGGGUCUGGCCAGCCAGGAUCCUGACCAUAUUGUUUUUCUC
Messenger RNA from Passer domesticus (house sparrow), 5450 nucleotides. It is a transcript of the gene FLVCR2, whose product is annotated as FLVCR choline and putative heme transporter 2. The record is from RefSeq and is a predicted model, not a curated record. NCBI's taxonomy places the organism in Eukaryota, Metazoa, Chordata, Aves, Passeriformes, Passeridae. The transcript is spliced from 11 exons. Gene Ontology annotation, biological process: heme export; transmembrane transport. Gene Ontology annotation, molecular function: heme binding; heme transmembrane transporter activity. Gene Ontology annotation, cellular component: membrane. The coding region runs from base 143 to 1360 and encodes 405 amino acids.